AUGGCAGUCGCAUUGGCUAAGGAAGAGAUGGACUACACUAUCAAGCCAGAGGCUGGUGCCUCUAACAUUUCCACAGAAGAGUGGCCGUUGCUGCUCAAGAAUUAUGACAAGCUGCUGGUUAGGACUGGUCACUUCACCCCAAUUCCGGCCGGUUGCUCUCCCCUCAAGCGCGACUUGAAAUCCUACGUCAGCUCGGGUGUCAUCAACCUUGACAAGCCCUCCAACCCAUCCAGUCAUGAGGUUGUCGCUUGGAUGAAGAGAAUCCUGAGGGCGGAGAAGACCGGUCACAGUGGAACACUCGAUCCCAAGGUCACUGGUUGCUUGAUCGUUUGCAUUGACCGUGCUACUCGCUUGGUUAAGUCGCAACAAGGCGCCGGAAAAGAAUACGUUUGCGUUAUCCGCCUUCACGACAAGAUCCCUGGCGGCGAGGCCCAGUUCAAGAGAGCUCUUGAGACUCUGACUGGUGCGCUCUUCCAGCGGCCGCCACUGAUUUCUGCUGUCAAGCGUCAGCUUCGUAUCAGAACCAUUCACGAGAGCAAGCUCUACGAGUUCGACAAUGAAAGACAUCUUGGUGUGUUCUGGGUCAGCUGCGAGGCUGGAACCUACAUCCGAACUCUGUGUGUGCAUUUGGGUCUUUUGCUCGGUGUUGGCGCGCACAUGCAGGAACUCAGACGUGUGCGCAGUGGAGCUAUGGAUGAGAACAACGGUCUUGUGACUUUGCAUGAUGUCUUGGACGCACAGUGGAUGUAUGACAACCAGCGGGAUGAGUCUUACCUCCGCAGGGUCAUCAGCCCUCUCGAGUCUCUCCUUACUACCUACAAGCGUAUCGUCGUCAAGGACAGCGCUGUGAAUGCUGUGUGCUAUGGUGCCAAGCUCAUGAUUCCUGGCUUGUUGCGUUUUGAGGCUGGAAUUGAUGUCAACGAAGAGGUUGUGCUCAUGACAACAAAGGGCGAGGCCAUUGCAAUCGGUAUUGCUCAGAUGUCUACUGUUGAGCUCUCCACUUGCGACCAUGGCGUUGUUGCCAAGGUCAAGCGCUGCAUCAUGGAGCGUGAUCUCUAUCCUCGCAGAUGGGGUAUGGGUCCUGUGGCUUUGGAGAAGAAAAAGCUCAAGUCUGCUGGAAAACUUGAUAAAUAUGGCCGAACCAACGAGGCUACUCCUGCCAAAUGGAAGACCGAGUACAAGGAUUACAACGCUCCUGAAGAUGCUGCUGCUCAGCCAGCAACCGAAACCAACGGCACCGAAGAAGCGGCUGCUGCUCCGGCCGCCGAACAGGCCGAAGCGCCAUCGUCCCCCCAAUCGAAGAUGGAUGUGGAUGAGGACAAAGAUGAGAAGAAACGCAAGAGGCACGAGGGUGAAACACCAGAGGAGCGUGCCGAGCGCAAGCGCAAGAAGAAGGAGAAGAAGGAAAAGAAAGAGCGGAGAAAGUCCAAGCAGGAGAAGGACGACAGCGACGACAGCGAUUAA
Messenger RNA from Aspergillus clavatus NRRL 1, 1464 nucleotides. It is a transcript of the gene cbf5, whose product is annotated as pseudouridine synthase CBF5. The transcript is spliced from 5 exons. The record is from RefSeq and is a predicted model, not a curated record. Gene Ontology annotation, molecular function: RNA binding; pseudouridine synthase activity. NCBI's taxonomy places the organism in Eukaryota, Fungi, Ascomycota, Eurotiomycetes, Eurotiales, Aspergillaceae. The coding region runs from base 1 to 1464 and encodes 487 amino acids. Gene Ontology annotation, biological process: rRNA pseudouridine synthesis; mRNA pseudouridine synthesis; snRNA pseudouridine synthesis. Gene Ontology annotation, cellular component: box H/ACA snoRNP complex.